Molecule: messenger RNA, 681 nt
Organism: Macrosteles quadrilineatus (aster leafhopper)
Lineage: Eukaryota; Metazoa; Arthropoda; Insecta; Hemiptera; Cicadellidae
Product: protein BUD31 homolog
Exons: 4
Coding region: 151-585 (144 amino acids)
Biological process (GO): mRNA splicing, via spliceosome
Cellular component (GO): spliceosomal complex; nucleus
Source: RefSeq, a predicted model, not a curated record
UGCUGUUUGAUCCAAUCCAAUCCAAUCCACUUGUUUUCCUGGGAGGUUAUGUUUUAUUCAUAUUAAUAAUAAUUAUUGAAACUUAAUUAAGUUAUUGUCUAUUAAGCAGUAUAAAAAGUUGUGUUUCGUACUCCUGACAGAUUUCUUACGAUGCCUAAAGUCAGGCGUAGCAAGAAAGCUCCUCCAGAAGGUUGGGAGUUGAUUGAACCUACUCUUGAGGAGCUUGAGCAAAAGAUGAGGGAGGCUGAAACCGAACCUCAUGAAGGCAAAAGGAAAGUGGAAUCUCUAUGGCCCAUAUUCAAGAUUCAUCAUCAAAAAUCUAGAUAUAUAUAUGAUCUAUUUUAUCGCCGAAAGGCCAUAAGUAGAGAACUGUAUGAGUACUGUUUGAACGAGAACAUAGCCGACAAAAACCUAAUUGCAAAAUGGAAGAAGCAGGGCUAUGAGAACUUGUGCUGCCUCAGGUGCAUUCAAGCCAGGGAUACCAACUUUGGGACGUCCUGCAUUUGCCGUGUCCCCAAGGCCAAACUUGAAGAGGGACGCAUCGUGGAAUGCAUUCACUGCGGUUGCCGUGGAUGUUCAGGUUGAACCCAAGACUUCAAGAUAUUUUGUAAUGUAUAUUAAAUUACUUAUCACUGUAUAUUUUAACCUAAUUUAGUGGUAAUAAAUGUUUUUUAUGUAUUA